Molecule: messenger RNA, 1353 nt
Organism: Glycine soja
Lineage: Eukaryota; Viridiplantae; Streptophyta; Magnoliopsida; Fabales; Fabaceae
Product: aspartic proteinase CDR1-like
Exons: 1
Coding region: 1-1353 (450 amino acids)
Biological process (GO): proteolysis
Cellular component (GO): extracellular region
Molecular function (GO): aspartic-type endopeptidase activity
Source: RefSeq, a predicted model, not a curated record
AUGGCAGCAAUGAUGACACGUUCUUCGUCAUCUCUUGCUCUUGUUUUACUUUGUCUUUACAUUAAUAUCUCUUUCUCAAACUCAAAGGUCCUUAAUAGUGGUUUUAGUGUGGAAAUGAUCCACCGCGACUCGUCAAGAUCACCACUGUAUCGUCACACAGAAACACCGUUCCAACGAGUUGCCAAUGCCAUGCGUCGUUCCAUCAACCGUGCGAAUCAUUUCAACAAAAAAAGUUUUGUUGCCUCCACAAACACAGCCGAAUCCACUGUAAAAGCAAGUCAAGGAGAAUACCUAAUGAGCUAUUCAGUUGGAACCCCACCAUUCGAAAUAUUGGGUGUUGUUGACACUGGUAGUGGCAUUACCUGGAUGCAAUGCCAACGCUGUGAAGACUGUUACGAACAAACCACUCCAAUAUUCGAUCCUUCAAAAUCAAAAACCUACAAAACCCUACCUUGCUCUUCCAACAUGUGUCAAUCAGUGAUAAGUACUCCAUCUUGCUCUUCGGACAAAAUUGGGUGUAAAUACACUAUUAAAUAUGGUGAUGGUUCACACUCACAAGGAGAUCUUAGCGUGGAAACCCUAACUUUAGGUUCCACCAAUGGUUCUUCUGUCCAAUUUCCUAACACCGUGAUAGGAUGCGGGCACAACAAUAAAGGAACCUUUCAAGGGGAAGGCUCUGGCGUAGUUGGCCUUGGAGGAGGACCCGUGUCUCUUAUAUCUCAAUUGAGUUCUUCAAUUGGUGGAAAAUUUUCCUAUUGUUUGGCACCAAUGUUUUCACAAUCUAACUCGUCUAGCAAACUCAAUUUUGGAGAUGCCGCUGUUGUUUCGGGGCUUGGCACUGUCUCAACCCCUCUAGUCUCAAAAACUGGAUCAGAAGUAUUUUACUACCUAAUCUUGGAAGCAUUCAGUGUUGGAGACAAAAGAAUAGAGUUUGUUGGAGGCUCCUCUUCUUCUGGAUCUAGUAAUGGAGAGGGAAACAUAAUAAUUGAUUCUGGUACUACACUCACUCUUUUGCCACAAGAAGAUUACUCGAAUUUGGAAUCAGCAGUAGCAGAUGCAAUUCAAGCAAAUCGUGUUAGCGAUCCAAGUAAUUUCUUGAGCCUAUGCUACCAAACUACACCAUCUGGUCAACUAGAUGUACCAGUGAUCACAGCACAUUUUAAAGGUGCAGAUGUUGAGUUGAACCCUAUCAGCACCUUUGUUCAAGUGGCUGAGGGAGUAGUAUGUUUUGCUUUCCAUUCAAGUGAAGUUGUUUCCAUCUUUGGGAACUUGGCACAGCUAAACCUCUUGGUUGGCUAUGACCUUAUGGAGCAAACAGUCUCCUUUAAGCCCACAGAUUGUACCCAGGAGUGA